Capsaspora owczarzaki ATCC 30864 is the source of this 537-nucleotide messenger RNA. RefSeq lists its product as hypothetical. The transcript has a single exon. The record is from RefSeq and is a predicted model, not a curated record. The coding region runs from base 1 to 537 and encodes 178 amino acids. NCBI's taxonomy places the organism in Eukaryota, Filasterea, Ministeriida, Capsasporidae.
AUGGAGGAAUUGCAUGCAACCCUGGCAUCAAACAUCACUCGAGCGAACGAGCGGUAUGCCAAGUUUGCCGAUCGUCUGCGCAAGCAAGCGCCCAAGUUCGAGAUUGGCCAGCAAGUGUGGAUUUUGCGCCGAAACAUCAAGAGCGACCGUCCUGUGACCAAGCUUGACUUUGUGCGUGUUGGCCCAUUCAAGAUCCUCCAGGUGAUUAACGACAAUGCUGUGCGCUUGGACCUUGGCGAGAGCUCGCUCAAGGCCGAUGUCUUCAAUGUGGCUUUGUUGGAGCUGUAUCGUCCCAAUGAUUUACCCGACCGUGUGCUCCGCAAUGUCCCUGGCUUGUCCACGAGUGAUGGCGAGUUCUUCCCGGUUGGCAGGAUUCUCGACUCGCAGCUUCGCGACGACGACGAAUUGUGGUACUUGAUCCGUUGGAAAGAUCGCCCCGCCUCCGAAGACAGCUGGGAGCCUGCAUACAACAUUGUGCCUGGCAACGCGCGGAUGGUGAACGCUUAUCACCGGGCGCACCCGAACAAGCCCAAGUGA